UCAUCCUGACCCUUAAGAACAAAAUCCAAAUAUGAAAGAUCCUUAUGCAAUUCAUUUUCCUGAUGAUGAUCUUGAUGAUAAUUUUGAGAGUGACUCUUUUAAAAAUGACUAACCACCAUAUAGAGGUAUAUUUAGAAAAAUAAUAUAGGACCUGAUCUAUAUGGAUAGCCCUUGAAAAAACCUGGUAGCGGCUUUGAUUUCGAUAUUGAUGAUAUUGAGAAACCUGGAGAUGUGCUAUAACCUGGCGAUGAAGGAGAGGAGAUUGAUUAGAUUCUUAUAACCCCAGAAAUUUUGCCCUAAAUAAAUAAGUUUACUAAAGGAACAAAAUAUGGAAAAAGUAUGCAAAUUAAAAUUUAAGAAUUUAAUUCUUUUGAUUUUGUAAUUUAAUUAUUUGAAGAUUUUAUCAUUUAAGAUGAGGCUUACUUUUUAGAUUUUGAUGAAACAGGAUAGGCAUUUUUCAUUUUUGAAAAAAUUAUUAAUAAAGAAGAAGCUUAAGAUGAGAUAACAUAAUUAGAUUAGUAUAUAUAGGAGAAAUUUUUUGAAAGAACUGGAAGACAAAACUAUGGUGAAUAAAGAAACUUCUUCCCAUUUGAAGAUAACCCAUAUUCGUUUUAUUUAGUUGAAAAGGAUCCCCUUUAAAAAUAAUUAAUAUUAUAUUACGAUGAAUAGCCAAAAGAUGAUUAAACGGGGGAGGAAUUUCUAGACUUUUUGAGCAUAUUCCAAUAGCUUUUCUCAUGUGAUGAUUUUGAAGUUUCUCAAGUGGUUCUUCCACUUUAAUCAAAAAAAAAACUUGAUUCAUUUGGAGCAGAUGGCAAAUAUAUUAAGUACAUGAUGACAGUUUUUACACUGAUUUACGAGCAAUAAACUCUUUAGACUGACAUAAUUAUUAAUGAUGACACAAUUGCAAGAGCAUUUUGGGCUUUACAUUAAAAUACUGAAUUAUACUAACUAAUGCAAGAUAAUGAGGAUGAUGUUAGAACUACCUUUAUUGACAUAUUAGAUUAGGCACAAAAGAAUGAUAAAACUGUGUCAAUUACACCUAUAGAGGAGUUAUACUCAAAAGAAGGACUUCAAAAUUUAUAAUAUGUAAAUAUUAUACAUUAGUUUUUAGCAAGUUUAACAGUUUUAUGAAAACUUCCUAUCUAAUAAGAUUAUAAAAUAAGCCUUUUUGUCAAUAGAUAUUGUGAUUUAAGAAUAAUAAUAAAAGUAUUGUAUGUAUGUUCAUCUACAGAAAGUAGCACAACUUAAUUUUCUAAAGGUACAUUUCAUUAAAUUUAUUUAGAUAUUUACGCUAUAAAACUAUGGAGAAUUCAAUUCAUAAAUUCUUAACUUUUUAUUGUAUGAUGAUGGCUUAUUUACAUAAAAGCUUUACAUCGAUUUCUCAAGACAUAACUUCUUUUAAGAAUAUAGCGAAGUUACACUUGGAGCAUUUUACUAUCUUGUAGUUAAGAAAAAUUUAAAACCCGAAGAAGCUAUGGCUAAUUUAGUAUUUUCACUAGUUCCAUAUAAUCUAAUUUUAACUUAAUAAGAUUGA
Paramecium octaurelia is the source of this 1534-nucleotide messenger RNA. Lineage: Eukaryota; Ciliophora; Oligohymenophorea; Peniculida; Parameciidae. The record is from the annotation of a GenBank genome assembly.